Molecule: messenger RNA, 1809 nt
Organism: Micromonas pusilla CCMP1545
Lineage: Eukaryota; Viridiplantae; Chlorophyta; Mamiellophyceae; Mamiellales; Mamiellaceae
Exons: 3
Coding region: 58-1683 (541 amino acids)
Biological process (GO): protein folding
Cellular component (GO): chaperonin-containing T-complex
Molecular function (GO): ATP binding; ATP hydrolysis activity; ATP-dependent protein folding chaperone
Source: RefSeq, a predicted model, not a curated record
CGGAUCGCUCCGACGCGGUGCCCGAGAAGUCUCCCGCGAACAUAACCGUCUGUCAUCAUGGCGGGCAUGCCUUAUGGACUCCAGUCCAUGCUCAAGGACGGGCACAAGCACAUGUCCGGCCUCGACGAGGCGGUGAUCAAGAACGUCGAAGCGUGCAAGCAGCUCUCGAAGAUCACGCGCACCUCCCUCGGCCCUAACGGCAUGAACAAGAUGGUGAUCAACCACCUGGACAAGCUCUUCGUCACCUCCGACGCCGCGGUCAUCGUCCGCGAGCUCGAGGUGGCGCACCCGGCGGCGAAGCUGCUGGUGAUGGCGGCGCAGGCGCAAGAGCAAGAGAUCGGGGACGGGACGAACCUCGUCGUGACGUUCGGCGGGGAACUCCUGGGGAACGCGGAGGAGCUCAUCAGGGAUGGACUGCACCCCUCGGAGAUCAUCGAAGGGUACGAGAAGGCGCUGGAGCAGACGUGGAAGUGGCUCGAGGAGCUCGUGAUCCAAGGGUCGGAGACGCUGAACAUUCGCGACAAGGCGGCGGUGGCGGAGCGCCUGAAGGGGACGCUCUCGUCGAAGCAGUUUGGGUACGAAGAAUUACUCGCGAAGACGUGCGCGGAGGCGUGCAUCGACGUGUGCCCGAAGAACCAGCUCAACUUCAACGUGGACAACGUCCGCGUCUCGAAGAUCAUCGGCUCGAGCCUCCACGAGAACGAAGUCGUGCAGGGCAUGGUGAUUCGCCGCGACGUCGAGGGCACGGUGAAGCACGUGAAGGACGCCAAGGUGGCCGUCUUCGGGUGCGCGGUCGACACCGCGUCGACGGAGACGAAGGGCACGAUCAUCAUCAACAACGCCUCGGACUUGGAGUCGUACAGCAAGGGCGAGGAACAGAAGAUGGAGGAGUACGUCAAGAUGAUCGCGGACAGCGGCGCCAAGGUUGUCGUCUCCGGGCAAUCCUUCGGGGAGAUGGCGCUGCACUUCAUCGAACGAUACGGCCUCAUGGCGAUCAAGAUGCCCUCGAAGUUUGAACUCCGACGGUUCUGCCGCGCGACGAACGCGGUCGGACUCAUCAAGCUCGCGCGCCCCGCCGCGGACGAGCUCGGGUACGUUUCGCAGAUCGACGUGAAGGAGAUCGGCGGGACGAAGUGCGUCGUCGUCCAACAAAACGACAAGACGUCGCGCGUGGCCACCGUGGUGCUGCGCGGGUCCACGGAGAACGUCAUGGACGACAUCGAGCGCGCGGUCGACGACGGCGUGAACGCGUUCAAGGCGCUGACGAAGGACUCGCGGACGCUCCCCGCGGGAGGCGCCACGGAGAUUGAGCUCGCGCAUCGAUUAGCCGCCUACGGACGCAAGCAAACCGGGUUGGACCAGUACGCGAUUGAAAAAUUCUCCAAGUCGCUCGAGGUCGUCCCGAGGACGCUCGCCGAGAACGCGGGCCUGAACGCCACGGACGUGGUGUACAACCUGUACGCCGCGCACGCGGCCGGGGAGACGAAAGCGGGCGUGGACGUCUCCGCGGAGUCGCAGUGGGUCGACCUCGCGGCGAAGGAGUCCGUCGCGGAUGUCUUCCUCGUGAAGUGGUGGGCGCUGAAGCUCGCCGUGGAGGCGGUGUGCACCGUGCUCAGGGUGGAUCAGAUCAUCAUGGCGAAGCAGGCGGGCGGGCCCAAGCACGCUCCGGGGGACGAGGACUAACGUUUGUUCUACGCUGGGGCGUUGCUUACGUUAGAGAGAGAAAGAGGGAGCGAGAGAGGAGAGGAGAGAAGGCGGACGAGAGCCGAGCCGCGAGACAUUCAUACACGCCAAAGACACGUCAUCAUC